Tetrahymena thermophila SB210 is the source of this 390-nucleotide messenger RNA. RefSeq lists its product as hypothetical. Lineage: Eukaryota; Ciliophora; Oligohymenophorea; Hymenostomatida; Tetrahymenidae. The transcript has a single exon. The record is from RefSeq and is a predicted model, not a curated record.
AUGAUCAAAAAAAUAUUUCACUAAUAAGAUUUUGAGCUAGUUUUCUACAAAAUGUUCCUGUUACUAAAAUAUCUAAUCCAGGUUUUAAAAUAUGAUGAACUGGAUAGUAUUAUAUUUUAAUACCUGGAUUAUGUUUAGCUUAAAACGAAAAAAACAAAUUAAAAUAUUUAUGAAAAAGUAUGUAAAGGAACUAUUCAAUAAAAUUCAUAAAUUCAAUAUAAUAUAUAAUUAUAUAUAGUAUAAAAAGUGUUCAAAUACAAUAUUCAAUAUUUUUUCAAAUUUUUGAGGUUUCUCAAUAAUCUUCAUUAAAACAAAAUAAGAAAAAUCUUACUGAUAGGGUGGCGGGAUAACACUUUUUCCUAUAUCUUAAGUCUAAUUUAUACUUGUUGA